Lepisosteus oculatus (spotted gar) is the source of this 14336-nucleotide messenger RNA. The record is from RefSeq and is a predicted model, not a curated record. Lineage: Eukaryota; Metazoa; Chordata; Actinopteri; Semionotiformes; Lepisosteidae.
UCUUGAUCGUGUCAUGCCGUCAUUAUUCUAACAUUCAGCCCGUCACUGAGUAAAUGUACACAACUCGAAAACGCCGCCAUAGGAAGAAGCGGUGAUGUUUCCGGAAGUGUUCUUGGUUUGCGCGAUGGUUGCUAUAGCGACAUCAAGCUGUAUGGUGCAGUUUCAAUACAAAUCAGCGUAAAGACGCUUGGCUGGUUACUGUGAUGAAACCUUUUAUCUAAAGAAAGUUAAUUUACGUGCCAACCAAAAAUAAAAUGACACUUGACGAUCUUCGCUUGGAAUGGAUAAGAAACCGGGUCUGCGCCUCCUUUUACUUCCCAGACGAGGCCUGUUUUGAGGAACUUCUGAACAGAGCGGACGGAGAAGAAGAACAGAAAAUAAUUAAGUUUUUGAACGAACAAACUUCAGAGGAAUCGGCUUCGUCGCUGCUGUUCUUCAAAGCUAUCAGAGAAGAAGAGGUGGAGGUGGAAGUACAGAUCGAGCCAGAAGAGGCUGUGAACAGAGAAGACGCCCCACAGGAUGAUCACACUGGCCCAGACUCUGCCAGGGCAGCCGGUAAUGUUCCUGCUGAAGGUGACAAGGCUUCCACAGUCACUUCGGUUGCAGAGAAAGAGCAGAAGAGGAAAGGCAGAGACUCUGUAUCCACCUCCGCUUCCCGGAUGUCCGACACCCAGAUGCCAGAGUCCCCACGGCAACCUGAGGGGUCUCAGGACCCUGCCCCUGGCAUUGAGGACGCGCACAGGGAGACGGCAGAGGAGGAGCAGGACAGGCUACCCCUCACUAAAAUUGAAAUCCAGACAGUAUACCACAUUGAGUUGCACGUGGCUCUCAAUCAUGUUCCAGAGAGGUCAAUGGAGUCCAAUGUUCUCUUUUUUCUCAGGAAUACCAAAGAAACAAUAUGUGAGCCUCUUGACAUGAAGGAAGCUAAUGAGAUCAUGCCUAAAUUACUGGAGAUUGGGAUGUUGAAUGGACACCCGUUAUUAAUGCUUAAAAAUGUAUUCAGUCAUGUAUUUAUACCACUGCUUUCUGUCAGUCAGCUGAAAAACAAUGAUUCAAAUUACAAACAAACAGAAAAGUCUGCUGAAGGUGAAGAAGAUGGCGUCUUGGAAGCACACAAAGAACAAGAGAGGCCUGUGGAGUUUCGGGGCACACAGCUCAUCAGGGACGAGUUACUGAACAGUGCCCACAAAUUCCUCGGUCACAUUGAUAGGACACUGCAGCAGCUGGAAGGUGAGAUUAAGUUGCACAUUCCCGAUGUGGACUUGGAUGGUGAUGUGGUCCGGCUGGUGUCCAGUCCAGCUGUGGUCGUGCAGCUGGAGCAGUGCGUCAUGAACUGGCAAACGCAAAUAACCUGCGUUAUUGAGGAGCAGCAGAAGAAGAAACCACAGGCUCCUGGUCCCAUGGCUGAGAUUGAUUUUUGGCGGGAGCGCACUGCCAUUUUAAGCGCCCUCAGUGAACAGCUGAAGCUGCCAGUGGUAAAGAAGAUUUUGGAAGUGAUGAGUCGGGCUGAUCCUGUGACUACCCAGAACCUGGACCUCACAGUGACUGAGCUCAGCAAGUACCAUGUGGAGGCAGUAGAGAAUGUGCGCUUUUUGGGCACACUGGAGCGCCACUUUAAGAACCUAGCUACGGGGUCUGGGUUUAACGUGAUCCUGGAUACCAUUCCCCUGAUGAUGAACGGACUGCGGAUGGUGUGGAUCAUUUCUGGGCACUACAACAAGGAUGAGCGGAUGGUGCCUCUUAUGGAGCGAAUAGCAUGGGAGCUGUCAGAGAGGGUGGCUAGAGUGGUCAACGUUCGCACUGUAUUCAAAGAGAAGAGGGAAAUCGCAAAGGCCAAAGCUUUAGAUGCCAAGCAGGUUCUUGAUCAAUGGAAGGCUUCGUACUUUGAGGUCCGCAGCAAGAUUGAGGCCUCAGGUAGAGACCCUCGCUGGGAGUUUGACAGGAAGAGACUGUUUGAGAAGACAGAUUACAUGGCUUCCAUUUGCCAGGACCUGUACAAAAUCCUACAGAUCCUUGAGGAGUUUUACAACAUUUUUGGCCCUGAGCUAAAGGCAGUGACUGGAGAUCCUAAGCGGAUUGACGAUGUGUUGCGCUGGGUGGACAGUCUGGUUAUACCCAUUGAGGAGCUGAGCUUUGACCCUUUUAAUAUACGUAAAAUGGGAUUAUGGAAAGUAGUUAUGGAGGACUUUAAGACUGAAGUGCAGGCUAUAGAAGGAGAAGCCAUCAACUUCAUUGACCAGUCUUUCAAAACCCUCCGUUCUGCGGAGGCUGCCUUUGACAUGCUUUUAAAGUUUAAGCACAUCCGUUCAAGAGAAGCAAUAAAUAACCAGAUGAUGAAGAAGUUCAAUGACAUUCUGGCACAGUAUUGUAAAGAGGUUGACAAUAUUAACACCUUGUUUAUCAACAACCUUGACAAUCCUCCUCUCAACAAGAAUCAGCCCCCAGUUGCUGGAGCAAUAUACUGGGAGCGCUGUCUGUUUCAUCGGAUGAAGCACACCAUCAUCCGCUUCCUCGAGGUGGAGGAGAUGCUGGAAAGUGACCAGGGAAAAAUGGCUAAAGCAAAGUACCUGGAAGUAGGUAAAAGAAUGAAGGAGUAUGAGGAAAAGAAAUAUGAGCGCUGGAGAGAGGAAACUGAGCAAGCACUGCCAAUCCUGCUUAAGAGGAAUCUCUUACAAAUACACACUGGAAGAGGAGCCAUUCCUGCUUCUGAUCAGGAUACUGCAGAACUGGCUUUACUCUCUGGGGAGCUGAAGACGGAGGAGCCUGUGCGGUACUCUGUCAACUUCGCUCAGGAGCUGACAGAGAUCACCUCUGAAACCAAGUACCUGGAGCAACUGGGUUUCUCCGUGCCUGAGCUGGCCAGGAACGUGGCUUUGCAGGAGGACAAGUUUCUCAGGUAUAUUGGUGGGCUAAAGAAUAUGGUUAAUCGCUACCAUAUACUGAUGGACAGUCUGAAUGAAGCUGAGACUAAUUUGCUAGAUGAACAGAUUCAUGAGCUCCAGAGAGUUCUUAGAUCUGGGUACAAAAGACUCAACUGGAACUCAUUAGGCAUUUUAGACUUUAUUAAUCGCAGCACCCAAGCCAUUUCCAAGUUUGAGUCACUUGUGAACCAAAUUCAGAAGAACGCACGGGACAUUGAUGCCAAACUACAAUCAAUUGAAUCGGCAAACCUAUUCAAGUUCCCAAGUCCUUCAAGAGAAGGUGAUCUGCCAGGAGUGAAGGAGUUUUUCGAGUUUAUUGAGCGGGAGAGGAUGAAAGAUGUAAACCUCUUGUCCCGAAAAUACACUGCUAUAGGUCCUCUGUUAACCAAGAUGGAGGGCUUGAUAAUGCACACGAACACCGGCCAAGACAAACGCAUGGCGCAGUACUAUGCCUACUGGGAACGCAAAGUGUAUGAUACCCUAACAAAGAUGGUCUUGAGAAACCUCCAAACAUUUGGUAAUGCCUUGGUGGAGAAAGUGCCACUGUUUCAAAUUGAAACCAUCUUGUCUGCCCCCGAGAUUGUAUUGCACCCCAAUGGCAAUGAAAUUUACAAACUGACAAUGCAGUGUGUGAGAGACUGCUUGGAUAGCACAAAGCGGUUUGUGCGCUGGAUGCAUGGCACCUGCAUCGAGUGCCCUCCCCAGCGCACGGAACGCGAAGACGAGCCGGUUGUGUUCAGCUUCCACAGCGACGUCUCCCAGAACCCCCAGGUUAUUGAGAAGGCCGUGUCCAUCUCCCAGAGCAUCCACAGGCUGCUCAUGUCCAUCACCCGCUACCUGAACCGCUGGAAGAGAUACAGGCCCCUGUGGAAGCUGGACAAAGCCAUCGUCAUGGAGAAGUUUGCAGCCAAGAAGCCCUCCUGUGUGGCCUAUGAUGAAAAGCUGCAUUUCUAUGCCAGGAUCAGUCAGGAGGUGGCACAGCAGCCCUUGGUGAAAUUAGAGCAGUGCAUCCGACUGAAUCUAGAACCCCUAGCUCGGACAGUGGAGGAGAAUGCCCAGGCUUGGGUGAACUCUCUGGGUAAACUACUCAAUGAGUCGGCCAGAGAAGACCUGUUUAACCUAAGAGACGAACUGCAGCAACUAUCAGAUAACCUCAAGAAAAACCCAGAAACGCUUGAGGAUUUAAAGUUCGUUUUGGGGACCAUAGCAGACAUCAGAGACAUGUCCUUAGUUGUGGAAAUGAGGUUUACUGACAUUCAAGAAAGAUACAGAACUCUUGGCAUGUACGGAGUGCAGGUAACUGAAGAGGAAUUAGAACUGUCCAGAAACAUCAGACAGAUAUGGCAUGACCUCUUUGUGGAGUCGCGACAGGUUGAUCACAGUUUAGGCCGAGUGAAGAAGACUUUCACUCAGAUCACAAAGGAGCAAACCGAGGAAUUUAAGAAGGAGUUAUUGGUUUUUGCAGAUAACUUUAGCAUUGAAGGCCCAGGUGCAGUGGGGGACAACUUGGACAAAGGAAUGGAAGUGCUCAUAUCAUACGAAAAAGAACUGGCUCGGUUUGAAAAGGACCGGCAGGAGCUGGCAAACGCAGAGAAGCUCUUCGAUCUGCCCAUCACUAUGUACCCAGAGCUGCUCAAUGUGCAGAAAGAGAUGAAGGGCUUGAGACAAAUCUAUGACAUUUAUAAAGCUCAGAAAGCUGCCAAGGCAGAGUGGUCUCAGACCCUGUGGGUGAAUCUAAACAUCCAGCUGCUCCAGGAGGGGAUCGAGGGCUUCAUCAAGAGCCUCAGGAAGCUGCCCAAGGAUGUGCGCAGCCUGCCUGUCGCCUUCUUCCUUGAUGCCAAAAUGAAAGAGUUCAAAGACUCCAUCCCAUUGCUGCUGGACUUGAAAAAUGAGGCUCUGAGAGAAAGACACUGGAAGGAGCUGAUGGAGAGAACGGGUACCAGCUUUGAGAUGAAUCCUGACACCUUCACUCUGGAAAACAUGUUUGCCAUGGAGCUUCACAAGUAUGCUGAUGUCAUCAGUGAGAUUGUGACUUCUGCGGUGAAGGAGCUCAGCAUUGAGAAAGGUGUGAAGGAUGUGGUGGAUACCUGGGAGAACAUGAAGUUCACCGUUCAGAGGUAUUACAAGGGCACACAGGAGAGGGGCUCCAUCCUGGGCUCAGUGGAUGAAAUCUUGCAGAACCUGGAUGACAAUGCCAUGAACCUGCAGAGCAUGGCUGGGAGCCGCUUCGUGGGCCCCUUCCUGUCUACUGUUCAGCAGUGGGAGAAGAGCUUGUCCUUAAUCAGCGAGGUUAUUGAGGUGUGGAUGCUGGUGCAGCGAAAGUGGAUGUACCUGGAAAGUAUAUUCAUAGGCGGGGAUAUCAGGUCUCAGCUGCCAGAAGAGGCCAAAAAAUUUGACAACAUUGACAAAAUAUUUAAAAAGAUCAUGACGGACACAGUGAAGGACCCUGUAAUUAAAAGGUGCUGCCAUGUUCCGAACCGCCUGUCAGACCUGCAGAACCUCAGCGAUGGUCUGGAAAGGUGUCAGAAGAGCCUGAACGACUACCUGGACUCCAAGCGCAACGCCUUCCCCAGGUUCUUCUUCAUUUCUGACGACGAGCUGCUGAGCAUUCUAGGCAGCAGCGACCCCUCCUGUGUCCAGGAGCACAUGAUCAAAAUGUACGACAACAUCGCCUCUUUGAAGUUUGAGGAGGGCAACAACGGUGAGACGCUGGCGGUGGCGAUGGUGUCAGCGGAAGGGGAGGUGAUGACCCUGAGGCAGGCCAUCCCAGCUGAGGGCCGCGUGGAGGAGUGGAUGACUGCAGUCCUGCAGGAGAUGAGGAGGACCAACAGGCUCAUCACCAAAGAAGCCAUCUUCAGAUACUGUGAGGACCGCAACAGGGUGGACUGGAUGCUGCUGUACCAGGGUAUGGUGGUGCUGGCUGGCAAUCAGGUGUGGUGGACGUGGGAGGUGGAAGACGUCUUUCACAAAGUGAAGAAAGGGGAGAAGCAGGCACUAAAGAACUACGCCAAGAAAAUGCACCAGCAGAUCGAUGACCUGGUCACUCGGAUCACACAGCCGCUGAAGAAGAAUGAUCGCAAAAAAUACAACACUGUCCUGAUCAUCGAUGUCCAUGCCAGGGACAUUGUAGAUAACUUUGUUAGGGACAGUAUCAUGGAUGCCCGGGAAUUCGAGUGGGAGAGCCAGCUGCGGUUUUACUGGGAUCGCGAACCGGAUGAUCUCUUUGUUCGUCAGUGCAGUGCUAGUUUCUCCUAUGGCUAUGAAUACAUGGGAUUGAACGGUCGUCUGGUCAUCACUCCCCUAACUGACCGGAUCUAUCUGACACUCACACAGGCUCUCUCAAUGUACCUGGGAGGAGCACCUGCAGGGCCUGCUGGCACUGGGAAAACUGAGUCCACGAAAGACUUGGCCAAGGCCCUGGGCCUGCUGUGUGUGGUCACCAACUGUGGGGAAGGCAUGGAUUACAAAGCUGUUGGCAAGAUUUUCUCUGGAUUGGCUCAGUGUGGAGCCUGGGGCUGCUUUGAUGAGUUCAACAGGAUUGACGCCUCUGUGCUUUCAGUGAUCUCUUCUCAGAUCCAGACCAUUAGAAAUGCACUUAUUCUGCAUCUGAAGAGGUUCCAUUUUGAAGGGCAAGAAAUUGGUUUGGAUGACCGGAUGGGAAUCUUUAUCACCAUGAACCCUGGAUAUGCUGGCCGGACUGAACUGCCUGAAUCCGUGAAGGCCCUGUUUCGCCCAGUGGUUGUCAUUGUGCCCGACUUGCAGCAAAUCUGUGAAAUCAUGCUCUUUUCUGAAGGCUUCCUAAUGGCCAAGAUCUUGGCUAAAAAGAUGACAGUGUUAUACAAACUUGCCAGAGAGCAGCUUUCUAAACAGCAUCACUAUGACUUUGGCCUUCGUGCCCUGAAAUCGGUGCUGGUGAUGGCAGGGGAGCUGAAGAGAGGAUCUCCAGAUCUGAAUGAGGACGUGGUGUUAAUGAGAGCUUUGAGGGACAUGAACCUGCCCAAGUUUGUUUUUGAGGAUGUGCCCUUGUUCCUGGGGCUCAUCUCAGACCUGUUCCCUGGACUUGACUGCCCACGUGUGCGCUACCCCAGCUUUAAUGAUGCCGUGGAACAAACCAUCCAGGAAAAUAAGUAUGUCAUGCUUCCCAACCAGGUGGAUAAAGUGGUCCAGAUGUAUGAGACGAUGAUGACCCGUCACACCACCAUGGUGGUUGGGCCAACGGGAGGUGGCAAGUCAGUAGUCAUCAACACCCUGUGCCAAUCCCAGACCAGGCUGGGGUUAGUGACUAAGCUGUAUGCAUUGAACCCCAAAGCAAUGAGUGUAAUUGAGCUGUAUGGCAUUCUGGACCCCAUCACCCGGGACUGGACUGAUGGCAUCCUGUCCAACAUAUUCAGAGACAUCAAUAAACCCACAGAUAAAAAAGAGAGAAGGUAUAUCUUGUUUGACGGAGAUGUUGAUGCUCUGUGGGUUGAAAAUAUGAACUCGGUGAUGGAUGACAACAAGCUGCUGACCCUGGCUAAUGGUGAACGUAUCCGACUCCAAGCACACUGUGCCUUACUCUUUGAGGUUGGAGAUUUGCAAUAUGCUUCUCCUGCCACUGUGUCCCGCUGUGGAAUGGUAUUUGUGGAUCCCAAAAACCUACGCUUCACACCCUACUGGCAAAAGUGGGUCAACAGCAGGCCGGCAAAGGAACAAGCAGAACUAAAUAAACUGUUUGAAAAGUACGUUCCUGACACCAUUGCGAUGAUAGUGGAAGGAAUUGUUGAUGGCAAACAGGGGGAAAAACUAAAGACUAUUGUUCCGCAAACAGACUUAAACAUGGUGGUCCAGCUCAGUAUGAUGCUGGAUGCUCUACUAGAAAAAGAAGUGGAGGAGGCAGACGAACUGGAGUGCUAUUUCCUGGAGGCCCUGUACUGUUCCCUGGGAGGUGCCUUAUUGGAAUCAGGGAAGACUAAGUUUGAUCAGUACAUUAAAAGACUGGCUUCCAUGUCCACGGUUCAUGAUGAAAAAACACUAGCUGGACCAGGAGAACUGCCAGGUCACCUCCCAACCCUGUAUGACUUUCAUUUUGAUGGGGAGCAAAAGAAAUGGCUGCCCUGGAGCUCUCUGGUUCCUAAAUAUAUUCACAACCCUGACAUCAAGUUUAUUGACAUCCUUGUGCCUACAGUGGAUACAACACGCAUCAGCUGGCUGGUGGAGCAGAUGGUGAAGAUCAAGCGCCCUGUUGUGCUGGUGGGAGAGUCUGGUACCUCCAAGACUGCCACGACUCAGAACUUCCUCAAAAAUCUCAAUACAGACACAACAGUAAUGCUAACAAUCAAUUUCUCAUCCCGGACCACUUCGAUGGAUCUCCAAAGAAACCUUGAAGCAAAUGUGGAGAAAAGAACUAAAGAAACAUAUGGGCCUCCUAUGGGAAAGAGGCUGUUGGUGUUUAUGGAUGAUCUUAACAUGCCAAGGGUUGAUGAAUAUGGGACACAGCAGCCUAUAGCCCUUCUCAAACUGCUUCUAGACAGAGGUGGCAUGUAUGAUCGGGGUAAAGAGCUCAACUGCAAGAUUCUCAAAGAUCUUGGCUUUAUUGCCGCGAUGGGGAAAGCAGGUGGUGGAAGGAAUGAAGUAGACCCCAGGUUUAUUUCUCUGUUCAGUGUUUUCAAUGUACCUUUCCCUGAAGAGGAGUCCCUUCAUCUCAUAUAUUCCUCCAUUCUGAAAGGACACACUAAGACAUUUGAGGAGUGUAUACAAGCUAUUUGUGAUAAGCUUACAUUUUGUACAUUGGAGCUCUACAAAACCAUUAUUAAAGAUCUGCCUCCCACUCCAUCAAAGUUCCAUUACAUUUUCAAUCUGAGAGACCUUUCCAGGAUCUACAACGGAUUGACAUUAACCCAUCCAGAGAGAUUUCUUACAGUCCCACAGUUCGUGAGAGUUUGGAGGAAUGAAUGCUUGCGUGUUUUUCAUGACCGGCUUAUUAAUGAAACUGACAAAGUUCUGGUCCAAGGCCAUAUCAAGAAUUUAAUUGAAGAACAUUUUAAGGCUGAUCUGGAGUCUGCAAUCCGGGACCCUAUCCUGUUUGGAGACUACCGGGCAGCGCUGAAUGAAGCAGAGCCUCGGGUGUAUGAAGAUAUCCAGGACUAUGAUGCCUCUAAAGCUUUAUUCCAGGAAAUUUUGGAAGAAUACAACGAGACAAGAGCCCGUAUGAAAUUGGUGCUGUUUGACGACGCUCUGGAGCAUUUGACACGCAUCCACAGGAUCAUCAGGAUAAACCGUGGCCAUGCACUGCUGGUGGGCGUGGGGGGAUCGGGAAAGCAGUCCCUCACCAAACUGGCAGCCUUUGCAGCUGGAUGCGAGGUGUACGAGAUCGUCCUGAGUCGGGGCUAUUCAGAAAAUAACUUCCGUGAGGAUCUGAAGACUCUGUACCUGAAGCUAGGGAUAGAGAAUAAGAAAAUGGUCUUCCUCUUUACUGACGCCCAUGUGGCAGAAGAAGGUUUCUUGGAACUUAUUAAUAAUAUGUUGACAUCAGGCAUGGUGCCAGCUCUGUUCCCAGAUGAUGAGAAGGAAUCAGUGCUGGGACAGGUCAGGGAUGAAGCCAUGAAACAUGGCGUGGGGCCUGCGAAGGAGAGUGUCUGGCAGUAUUUUGUGAAUAAGAGUGCUAACAACCUCCACAUCGUUCUGGGCAUGUCUCCUGUUGGAGACACUUUGAGGACACGAUGCAGAAACUUCCCAGGUCUGGUGAAUAACACUGGGAUUGACUGGUUCCUGCCGUGGCCUCCACAGGCACUGCAUGCAGUUGCUCAAUCAUUCCUGGGUGAAAAUCCAAUGAUCCCAUCUCAGCACUCUGAAGCAGUUAUUGGUCAUGUGUGCAUGGUGCAUGGGUCUGUUGGGGAAUUCAGUAAGAAGUUCUUGCAGAAACUGAGACGCAGCAAUUACGUGACCCCGAAGAACUACCUGGACUUCAUCAGCACGUAUUCCAAACUUCUUGAAGAGAAAGAUCAAUAUAUACUGGGACAGUGUAAACGCUUGGAAGGGGGUUUGGAUAAACUGAAGGAGGCAAGUGUGCAACUAGCAGAGCUCAACACAAAGCUGGCUGAACAAAAAGUGGUGUUAGCUGAGAAAUCUGCUGCCUGUGAGAUACUGCUCCAGGAGAUCUCCACCAACACGGCUGUUGCGGAGGAGAAGAAGAAGCUGGCAGAGGACAAGGCAGUGGAGAUUGAGGAGCAGAACAAGGUGAUCGCGGUGGAGAAGAAGGAUGCAGAAAGCUCACUGGCUGAGGCUCUGCCCGCCCUCGAGGCAGCCAGGCUGGCACUGCAGGAUCUGGACAAGUCUGACGUGACGGAGAUCAGAUCAUUUGCCAAACCACCAAAGCAGGUCCAGGUAGUGUGUGAGUGUAUCUUGGUCAUGAGGGGGUAUAAAGAGAUCAGCUGGAAGAGUGCUAAAGGAAUGAUGUCAGAGGCCAACUUCCUGCGAUCCCUCAUGGAGAUGGACUGUGAUGGCAUCAGUGCUGGACAGGUCAAAGUUGUGAGAGGCUUUUUAAAGAACUUAAACACAACCUUUGAAGAAAUGCAAGCCAUCAGCAAAGCAGGAUCUGGAAUGCUGAAGUUUGUGGAAGCUGUAAUGGGAUACUGCGAUGUAGCCAAGGAAAUUAAACCCAAAAGAGAAAAGGUGGCCAGGUUGGAAAAGAACUUUUUCCAGAGCAAGAGGGAGCUAGAGCGUAUCCAGAACGAGCUGGGGGCCAUCCAGAGGGAGCUGAAGGCCCUGGGGGAUAAGUACGAGGAGGCCAUGUGGGAGAAGCAGCAGCUGCAGGCGGAGGCAGAGGUCAUGGAGAGGCGGCUCAUCGCCGCAGACAAGCUCAUCUCAGGACUGGGAUCUGAGAAUGUCCGGUGGACCAAUGACCUGGAAGAGCUGAAGCAGAAGAGGGUCCGCCUGCUGGGGGACUGCCUGAUCUGCGCCGCCUUCCUCAGUUAUGAGGGGGCCUUCAGCUGGGACUUCCGCAAAGAGAUGGUGUACGAGAAGUGGCAGCAGGAUGUGCUGCAGAGGGGCAUCCCCGUCAGCCAGCCCUUUCGCGUCGAGAGCCUGCUGACCGACGAGGUGGAGAUCAGCAGGUGGGGCUCUGAAGGCUUGCCGCCAGACGAGCUGUCGGUUCAGAACGGCAUCCUGACCACACGGGCCAGCCGCUUUCCCAUGUGUAUUGACCCCCAGCAGCAAGCCCUGAACUGGAUCAAGAAGAAGGAAGGGCGCAACAAUCUCAAGAUUUCCUCUUUCAAUGAUCCAGAUUUCCUCAAGCAGCUAGAAAUGGCAAUCAAGUAUGGCUUCCCCUUCCUGUUCCAAGACGUUGAUGAGUACAUCGAUCCCGUGAUCGACAAUGUCCUCGAGAAGAACAUUAAAGGAGCUCAGGGUCGGCAGAUCAUUGUGCUUGGUGAUAAGGAAGUGGACUACGACCCAAACUUUAAACUCUACUUGAACACCAAACUGGCCAACCCAAAAUAUUCCCCUUCAGUGUUUGGAAAGGCAAUGGUCAUUAACUACACAGUGACUCUGAAGGGCCUGGAGGACCAGCUGCUCAGCGUGAUUGUGGGCUUCGAGAGGAAGGAGCUGGAGGAGCAGCGUGCUCGUCUGAUUCAGGAGACGAGCGAGAACAAGAAGCUGCUGAAGGACCUGGAGGACUCGCUGCUGCGGGAGCUGGCCACCUCCACUGGGAACAUGCUGGACAACGUGGAGCUGGUCCAGACCCUGGAGGAGACCAAGUCCAAGGCCACCGAAGUGUCGGAGAAACUGAAACUGGCAGAGAAGACAGCAGUUGACAUUGACAAACUACGUGAUGGUUACAGGCCUGCUGCCAAGAGAGGUGCCAUUUUAUUCUUCGUGCUGGCUGAGAUGGCGCUGGUGAACACCAUGUACCAGUACUCCCUGGCUUCUUACCUGGACGUUUUUGAUUUUUCCUUGCGGAAGUCACUGCCAGACUCCAUCCUGGUCAAGAGACUGAAGAACAUCAUGGACACACUCACUCACAACGUCUAUAACUAUGGCUGCACUGGCUUGUUUGAGAAGCACAAACUGCUCUUCUCAUUUAACAUGACCAUUAAAAUAGAGCAGGCAGAGGCAAGAGCACCACAGGAAGAGCUGGAUUUCUUCCUCAAGGGCACAGUUUAUGCACUGGGUCAGCAAUACCGGCUCCUGCUGCUGAAGCAGCUGUGGGAGGCUGUGUAUGUACAGCCUCCAGUCAUCAGUUUUGAGGCUAUCUUUGAGCAGAGCACUCCCACCUCUCCUAUCGUGUUCAUCCUGAGUCCCGGCUCGGACCCAGCCAGCGAUCUGAUGAAACUGGCAGAGAGGACAGGCUUCGGGGGCAGCCGGCUGAAGUUUCUAGCCAUGGGCCAGGGUCAGGAGAAGGUGGCACUGCAGCUGUUAGAGACGGCUGUUUCUCGGGGGCAGUGGCUCAUGCUGCAGAACUGUCACUUGCUGGUGAAGUGGCUGAAGGAGCUGGAGAAGUCUCUGGAGAGAAUCACCAAACCCCACCCAGACUUCCGCCUCUGGCUCACCACUGACCCCACCAAGGACUUCCCUAUCGGAAUCCUGCAGAAGUCAUUGAAGGUGGUGACUGAGCCCCCGAACGGGCUGAAGCUGAACAUGAGAGCCACGUACUUCAAGAUCCCUCACGAGGCCCUGUCAGAGUGCCCUCACCCAGCCUUCAAGAGCCUGGUGUACGUGCUGGCCUUCUUCCACGCUGUGGUGCAGGAGAGGAGGAAAUAUGGCAAGAUUGGCUGGAAUGUGCCUUAUGAUUUCAAUGAAUCGGACUUCCAGGUUUGCAUGGAAAUCUUAAACACUUACCUAACCAAAUCCUACCAUCAAGGAGACAGUAAGAUUCCAUGGGGAAGUCUGAAGUACCUGAUUGGAGAGGUGAUGUAUGGAGGCCGUGCCAUAGACAGCUUUGACAGAAGGAUCCUCACUGUCUACAUGGAUGAAUAUCUGGGGGACUUUAUAUUUGAUACCUUCCAGCCCUUUCAUUUCUUUAAGAACAAGGAAGUGGACUACAAGAUUCCAGAAGCUGGACCCAAAGAUAACUAUGUUGCGGAAAUUGAAUCCCUCCCUCUGGCCAACACUCCUGAGGUGUUUGGCCUUCACUCCAAUGCUGAAAUUGGCUACUACACCCAGGCAGCCCGGGACAUGUGGACACACCUGAUAGAGCUGCAGCCACAGACAGGGGAGUCUGGAGGAGGUAUCAGCCGGGAUGAGUACAUCAGCCAGGUUGCCAAGGACAUCCAGAACAAGCUGCCCAGAGUGUUUGACCUGGACGUGAUCCGGAAGAAGUUUGGCCUGGAGAUCUCGCCCACCUCCGUUGUGCUGCUGCAGGAGCUGGAACGUUUCAACAGGCUGGUGGUGCGCAUGGCCCGCUCCCUGGCUGAGCUGCAGAGGGCUCUGGCUGGAGAGGUGGGCAUGAGCAGCGAGCUGGACGAAGUGGCACGGGCCCUUUUCAAUGGUCAAAUCCCUGCCAUCUGGCGGAAACUGGCACCCGACACCCUCAAGUCCCUGGGCAACUGGAUGAUCCAUUUCAAGAGGAGGUUUGAGCAGUACAGCUCAUGGGUUGAAGAUGGAGAGCCCAAUGUGAUGUGGCUCUCUGGACUGCACAUCCCUGAGUCUUAUCUCACUGCUUUGGUCCAAGCUACCUGCCGCAAGAACUGCUGGCCUCUAGACCGGUCCACCCUCUACACUCAGGUCACCAAAUACCGUACCGAGGAGGAGGUCACCGAGAGGCCAGGUCAAGGAUGCUUUGUGUCUGGGUUGUAUCUGGAGGGGGCAGACUGGGAUAUCGAGCAAGGCUGUCUGGUUCGCAGUAAACCCAAAGCGCUUGUUGUGCAGCUGCCCGUUCUGAAGGUCAUUCCGAUUGAAUCCCACCGCCUGAAGCUCCAGAACACAUUAAGGACACCAGUGUACACAACGUCAAUGAGAAGAAACGCGAUGGGUGUAGGCCUGGUGUUCGAGUCAGACCUCUUCACUACCAUGCAUGCCUCCCACUGGGUCCUGCAGGGCGUCUGUCUGUGCCUCAACUCCGACUGAGGCAGCAGCUCUUCAGAGUACAGUCUAGCCCAUUGCUGCCUCGUUCAAAUUCACAAAUCUGCUUGGAGUCCACAUGUGGAAUGUACUUUUGAAAUCCAGGAAAGAUUAAUAUAUAUUUUCUUAAAAAAAGGUUUUUACCAUUCUGUAAGUUAAAGUUUACAUUGCAAUCAAAGUUAUAAUGUUCUUACAUAGUUUGUGAAAUAAAUUAAAAUUUGUUACUUCAAUGAGUGUGUUUAUAUUGUAUAAACUUGAGCUGACAAGAUUACUCCCAAAGUAGCUAGGAAUGUUUGGAGAGUAAUACCCGCAGAGCCUCUAAAACUUCUUGUGGCCUGUGAUUGUGAAGAGUAGCUGGUCUUUUCGUCAGAAGUUUCUUUU